Molecule: messenger RNA, 567 nt
Organism: Closterium sp. NIES-65
Lineage: Eukaryota; Viridiplantae; Streptophyta; Zygnematophyceae; Desmidiales; Closteriaceae
Source: the annotation of a GenBank genome assembly
AUGGACAUAGUAUCACAGCUCCAAGACCACACCAACCACAUCGCCUUCCUCCUUUUCAACACCGUUGGCACGCUUCAACGAGAUGCCACUCCGUCAACCAUUCCUGGUAAACCUCUACCCGCGCCAACCACACCAGCUGCACCUGGAAACGGUCAGCUGGUUACAGCCACCGGAGCAGGGAACACAGGUGCCGCCAUACCAACAGCUGCUUCGACGGGGCCAGGCGCAGUAGCUAAUGGAGCCGCAGCCCCUAACGGAGCCGUUGGGCCUAGUGCUGAAGGAACAGCCGCAGGAGGAACUGACACAUCGGUAACUGCGGCACCAGCAGUUCCUGUGAUAGAGCAGGUUCCUGAGAUGGCAUCAGCCUUGGUUCAGGCGUUGAAGCUGUUUGACAUGCUUGUGGAUGCGUUACCUCCUGACAUUGACUUGACAGAAGAGGAGCAGCUUCAACGUGUAGCAGAGCUGAAUGCUGAGAAUGAAGCAGUCGCAAGGGAGAUGGCAGCAGAGUUGAACGGGGUGGAGGAGGAUCUGGCAGAGAUCGAGCUCCUUGCUUGGUGUGGCGGUUAA